CAGCCAUUUGACGUCACACCCCAGCGAUUACAAAACAACCAGCAUUGCAUGAGAUAAGGCCAUCAUCAUCCGACGUUUUCAGAUCAUCGGAAAUAAUUAUCAGACAAGAACAGACUGUGUACCAUGGCUCUCAGAGGUGCUGUGACUCGUUUGCUCUCCAACGCUAAGAAAUGUGCUGCAGUCUCAUCCUCCCAGGCACAGGGCACAGCAGCAGCUUCACCAGCCCAAAACGAAGCCGAAGUGGUCGCCAAGAAGACAGUAAAAGCACCCAAGGUGCAGUUUAACUGGCGUGACGCCCUGGAGCUGGACGGCCUGCUGACAGAGGAGGAGGUGAUGAUCAGAGACUCUUUCAGGACCUACUGCCAGGAGAAACUAAUGCCACGCAUCAUCAUGGCCAACAGACACGAACAUUUCCAUCGUGAGAUUGUCUCAGAGAUGGGAGAGCUGGGUGUCUUGGGGCCAACCAUCCAAGGUUAUGGUUGUGCCGGCACCAGCUACGUGGCCUACGGGCUCAUUGCCAGGGAGGUGGAGAGGGUGGACAGUGGCUACCGAUCAGUCAUGAGUGUCCAGUCCUCGCUGGUGAUGCACCCCAUCAACGCCUACGGCACAGAGGAACAGAAGGAGAAGUGGCUACCCAGGCUAGCUCGUGGGGAGAUCUUGGGCUGUUUCGGCCUGACUGAGCCCAACCACGGCAGUGACCCCGCGGGCAUGGAGACCAAGGCCAAGUACAACCCCUCCAGUAGCACCUUCACCAUCAGCGGAGCCAAGACAUGGAUCACCAACUCACCCGUGGCGGACAUCGCGGUGGUCUGGGCCAAGUGUGAGGAUGGCAGGAUCAGAGGUUUCAUCCUGGAGCGUGGCAUGAAGGGCCUGGCAACGCCUAAGAUCGAGGGCAAGUUCUCUCUGCGGGCGUCGGCCACGGGCAUGAUCCUGAUGGACGAGGUGGAGGUGCCCCAAGAGAAUAUGUUGCCCAACGUCUCUGGACUGGCUGGUCCCUUCGGCUGCCUGAAUAACGCCCGCUACGGUAUCGCCUGGGGAGCUCUGGGUGCUGCCGAGUUCUGCUUCCACGCUGCCCGCCAGUACACACUGGACAGGAUCCAGUUUGGCGUGCCCCUGGCCAGGAACCAGCUGAUGCAGAAGAAGAUGGCUGACAUGCUGACAGAGAUCACCAUCGGCCUGCAGGCCUGUCUGGCCCUAGGCAGACUCAUCGACGACAAGAAAGCGGCCCCUGAGAUGAUCUCCAUGCUGAAGAGGAACAGCUGUGGGAAGUCCCUGGACAUCGCCAGGCAGGCCCGAGACAUGUUGGGAGGCAACGGCAUCGCAGACGAGUACCACAUUAUCAGACACGUCAUGAACCUGGAGGCCGUCAACACAUACGAAGGUACCCAUGACAUCCAUGCCUUGAUCCUGGGCCGAGCCAUCACUGGACUGCAGUCAUUCACUGUUGAGAAGUAAACGCUCCUCCUAGUCCUCCUAUUACAACGGACUGAAUAACGGACUUAAAGUAGACUGGGAAAGCCUUGAGCUACCCAUCUAUCUGUCUUCUGAGAAGUAGUCACUGAGGGUGUGUGCCUGACUGCCGAUGGACUUCCAUCCCCAAGUGCCUCUGUUUGGUGAGAGUAUAUUAAAGUAAAAGUCAACCUGAAAGAAACACCGGGUCCAAAUAUGAGACGGUUUUGUUUUGCUUAUGUACCUGUACUCAAUCAAUCGACGAUUGAAAUACAAUGUCAGCUUGAAUGUUGAUACAGUAGCUUCAAUCUCCUACUACGAAGGGAUGUCACAAUGCUAUGUAGCAUGUUGAUAAGGGAUCUGUAUAGAUUAGAAAGAUGUGUUAUGGAAUAAGUUAACUUAAUGGGUGAGAGGUUGUACAGUAUGUAUGUGUAUCUUUAGAGAUUUGUUCACAACUGGUCUAUUUGAUUUAUUUCUAGGUGAAAGAAAUGAACUGUACAUAAAGCAUAUUUUGAAAUUAUGAAUUGUAUAAUUUCGUAAUUGUGAUACCGACGGCUGACCUAAAUCAGUGCCCUUUUUGAGGACAGAGAAUGUCCCAAUUCAAUGAUCUGCCGUAUCGAAAUAGUCAUAGGAUUAGGGACUCAUUUGCAAAUGAUUUUUUUCUCUCAUUAUUUCACAUUAUCUGGUCAAAAAAGCCAUUGACACGUAAUCACACUAACUGAAAUGACAAAGAAGCGAGCCAUUGCUUUGUAACAACACACUCAGGUUUAUUAACCAAAACAGCACUUACAAAAGCACCAGACUUAAAACUGCAGAGCAGGUAUAUUUAAUCAGCUAGUUAACACUUGAACCAGCACAGUUAUACUAUAACCAACCACCGCACGGGGCUGGCACAGUACAGUGGGGUCAUCAAUGGCUGUCCAAAGGCUGUCAAACUAC
This is a messenger RNA of Salvelinus namaycush (lake trout), 2388 nucleotides long. RefSeq names its product glutaryl-CoA dehydrogenase a (gene gcdha). Gene Ontology annotation, cellular component: mitochondrial inner membrane. The transcript is spliced from 12 exons. NCBI's taxonomy places the organism in Eukaryota, Metazoa, Chordata, Actinopteri, Salmoniformes, Salmonidae. Bases 124 to 1455 code for a protein of 443 amino acids. The record is from RefSeq and is a predicted model, not a curated record. Gene Ontology annotation, molecular function: flavin adenine dinucleotide binding; fatty-acyl-CoA binding; glutaryl-CoA dehydrogenase activity. Gene Ontology annotation, biological process: fatty-acyl-CoA biosynthetic process; fatty acid beta-oxidation using acyl-CoA dehydrogenase.